CAUUGUUACAGAGUGUUUUCCCAGCUGGUCUGGCUCAGGAGGUCGGGGGUACCACCAGUGUUAGAGAACACCGUUGCACUUUUGCUCUUUGCAAUCUUAUAUUUGUAGCAUAUCUUUUAAAAAGAUGUCUUUUUCUUGUGAUCAUUCCCUGGACGGCAGUUUCCCUCCCUCUCCAGCGGAGGACAGGGGUUCAAAGCGGCUGUCCUGGGGCAGCCUGCUACAGAGGCUGACCGAGCUGAAGGGGAUCAAUCAGAGGGUCACAGCGGAUCAGUGCUGCAGGAGUGAAACUGGAUCUCUGGCAGACAUGUCCUUAUCAGAGUCAGACAGCAGUUUCUUCUGUGAUCCCCUGGAGGAGACCUUAGCUACAGAAGUUGUAGCAACCAUCACACAAAGCCUGAACAGCGCGUCCCACAUCCUGGACUGCUCCAAACUCAUUCUACCCGACUGUCUGCUACACAGUAUCAGCCAGGAGCUGCUCCAUCUGGCUGUGUGCGAGCCCUGCGGUCUCAGAGGAGCAGUCAUCGACCUGUGUGUAGACCGGGGGGACCAGGGCCCUCUAUGUACUGUGGACCAAAUAGCAGUGGAUGCCACCCUAGUGCCAACCUUCCAUGUGACCCUGGUGCUGAGGCUUGAGUCCGGUGGACUGUGGCCAAAGGUUCAGAAGCUCUUCAAGGGGAGCAGGUCCCCGCAGACAUCCACAACCUCCCUGGGGCACAGAAACACUCUGAGACUGAGCACAAGCUUCAGGGCUAUUAAGAGGAAACUGUAUUGUUCAGGGGAGCUGCUGAUUGAGGAGUGCUGCUGACCAAGCACCCCUUGCCCUGAUAAGCUAAAAUGAAUUCAUGAGGACUGUGAAAAGAAGCAACACGCAUGUCAAAUGGCUCUGAAACUACAGCUACGUGUCUGUUGACAUAUCCAAAGUUUUCCUUGGAACCAGCUUAUGUCUCAUGGCAGCUAUCCACCUGGUUACAGGUGACUCAACAGUGAAGAUUCAUGUUUAAACAUGGGUCGGUUUCUUUCCUAUGAAUGUGAAGUCGCACCCUUCAGGGAAUGGCUUAUAUAUUUGAUAGUCAAAUAUUGUCACCUGGAACUUGUGUGUUUUGUAUUUUUGAAUACUUGAAGAACAUUAAAAAAUAAAUUAUUUUCUAUUA
Molecule: messenger RNA, 1151 nt
Organism: Lates calcarifer (barramundi perch)
Lineage: Eukaryota; Metazoa; Chordata; Actinopteri; Centropomidae
Product: DNA damage-inducible transcript 4 protein
Exons: 2
Coding region: 125-805 (226 amino acids)
Biological process (GO): response to hypoxia; negative regulation of TOR signaling; apoptotic process
Cellular component (GO): cytoplasm
Molecular function (GO): 14-3-3 protein binding
Source: RefSeq, a predicted model, not a curated record